Molecule: messenger RNA, 333 nt
Organism: Peronospora matthiolae
Lineage: Eukaryota; Oomycota; Peronosporomycetes; Peronosporales; Peronosporaceae
Source: the annotation of a GenBank genome assembly
AUGAUGGCCAGGGUCGAAGAGCUGGAGGUGCAGAGACUCACCUUACCUGACCCGACAGCGCUCACCUUUGGACUGGAAGAGAGACCGGUCCGAGGAGAGCACCUAAGGAUGAUAGAGGCCACCCCACAAGAAGUAAAGGCGGUGUCAGCAAGACAUUUGGAUGUCGAUGACUUGGGGGAUUUAUCCGGGACCGGGUCCCGAGUCCAUGACGCGAGUUUACGGACUCAAAGACAAGCCCUGAGACAAGAACAACAGAAGCACUGCACUGAGUAUGCCUGUGCACGGAUGGCACUGCACGCGGCAUCAGAUGCCCACAACCCAACAGCAGGUUGA